AUGCUGCUGAAGUUCUUGCUGUUGAUCUGUGCUCCACUCUGUGAACCAACUGUGGUGUCUCUGACCGCCAGCCCCUCUCAGCCCGUGGAGGGGAACUUAGUGACCCUGACGUGUACGGUCCAGCUCCCACCACAGAAGUCGGACGCCCAGCACCUGUUCAGUUUCUACAAAGAUGGCCACACCCUGGGGCCAGGAUGGACCAGCUCCUCAGAGCUCCAGAUCACUGCCAUAUGGAAAGCAAGCUCAGAGUCCUACUGGUGUAAAGUAAGGAUAGAGAGAUCCAGUAAACCCCUGUGGAGCAAGCGUGUCCAGAUACGUGUGCGGAGAAUCCAUGUCUCUAAUGUGAGUUUGGAGAUUCAACCUCCAGAGGGACACGUUGUAGAGGGAGAGAAGCUGGUUCUCAUCUGCUCAGUCCCUGAGGGCACAGGAGACAUCACCUUCUUCUGGUACAAAGGGAGCCUGGGUUUAAACAUGGGAAAAAAGACUCAGCGUUCACUGAGAGUGAAGUUCGAGAUCCCUGCAGUGAGAGAGAGUGACACUGACCAGUAUUAUUGUGCAGCGGACAAUGGCCAGGGCCCCCGCCUCAGUGAGCUGGUGAGCAUCACCGUCAAAAUUCCAGUGUCCCACCCUGUGCUCACUCUCCGGGCCCCCGCCCAGGCCAUGGUGGGGGAUGUGGUCGAGCUUCACUGUGAGGCCCAGAGGGGGUCUCCCCCGAUCCUGUACUGGUUUUAUCAUGAAGAUGUCACCCUGGGGAGCAGUUCGGCUUUCUCUGGAGGAGGAGCGUCCUUCAACCUCUCCCUGACCGCAGAACAUUCUGGAAACUACUCCUGUGAGGCUGACAAUGGCCUGGGGGCCCAGCGCAGUGAGGUGGAGACACUCAACAUCACAGGGCCUGUCGGGGACAAAAGAGGCCUUCUUCCCUCAGGAGUCAUUGAGGGGCUGCUUGGCAUCAUGGGUCUCACCACUGUAGCCCUGUUAUUUUGCUGCUGCUGGCUCAAGAAAAGAAAAGAAAGACGUCCAGUCAUACAGCCACGCAGGAGCCCUUCCAACACUGUACCACAAGAAAUCACCUACCUCAACUCACCUGUCCCAGAGCAAAGACACCCUGUAUACCAAAAUGUGAAUGUUGUGAGUGGGGAUGAGGUGUACUCACUGGUAUACCAUAUGCAGCAGGCGUGUCCAUCAACAGCAGCGGAACCCCCAACGACUCAUAAUGGAUAUAAGGACUCAGCCGUUUAUUCUAGGUUGAAGAAGCCAAACUUUACAGACGUGGACAUUACAGACGUGGACUAUGAAGAUGCUAUGUAG
Talpa occidentalis (Iberian mole) is the source of this 1308-nucleotide messenger RNA. RefSeq names its product Fc receptor like 1 (gene FCRL1). The record is from RefSeq and is a predicted model, not a curated record. Bases 1 to 1308 code for a protein of 435 amino acids. The transcript is spliced from 11 exons. Lineage: Eukaryota; Metazoa; Chordata; Mammalia; Eulipotyphla; Talpidae.